UUUGCAUACGGCGGUUGCGUUUUUUUUUAAUCCGGACGGACAGUUGGAUAAAUUCAUUAAAAAUGACUAAAGUCCUUGUGUUGCUAGUUGUGGUUUUUAGUAUAUGUGGGACCAUGGCGGCACAGUAUCGGAUAAUCAAAGUAUCUGGAGGACGACCUAUUCCGAUGAAGAAAGCAAUCGAAAAGUCGGACGCUCCUGCAGGAAGAAUGUUUCUCAGUGUUGACACGCUUCAGGCUCUGCUAGACCUUAAAAGAGGAACAACAACUACCACAAUGGCUCCUACCCUAGUGGGAUCGAUAACAGGAACCAUAACCGGAACUAAUACUCCUGGAACUACUGCGACCGCCACAACCACCGGCACAGGUACUGGCACUGGUACUGGUACGGGAACCGCGACUGGUACUGGAACAGGCACUGGUACAACCGGAACCUCACCAACAGGGACGGGUACGGGAACUGGUACAGGAACCAAUACGGGAACUGGUACAGGAACCAAUACGGGAGCUGGUACUGGAACUAAUACGGGAACUGGCGCUGGAACUGGUGCAGGAACCAAUACGGGAACUGGCACAGGAGGUACAGGAGGCACAGGAACAGGAACCGGAGGAGGGGCGGCAGGUAGACGACGCAGACGUAAGGUUAUCAGACGCAAAGUAGUCCAGAGAAGGAAAAAUAAUAAUAAUCGUAGAAAGAAUAAGCGUUCGAAAAAUCGCAAGAUCCGUAGACACUAUUGAAAUUCAACGAGCUGAAAAUAGUUUCACCUUUUG
Molecule: messenger RNA, 767 nt
Organism: Hermetia illucens (black soldier fly)
Lineage: Eukaryota; Metazoa; Arthropoda; Insecta; Diptera; Stratiomyidae
Product: putative per-hexamer repeat protein 5
Exons: 2
Coding region: 63-734 (223 amino acids)
Source: RefSeq, a predicted model, not a curated record